Molecule: messenger RNA, 651 nt
Organism: Mucor mucedo
Lineage: Eukaryota; Fungi; Mucoromycota; Mucoromycetes; Mucorales; Mucoraceae
Product: 60S ribosomal protein L1-B
Exons: 2
Coding region: 1-651 (216 amino acids)
Biological process (GO): translation
Cellular component (GO): large ribosomal subunit
Molecular function (GO): structural constituent of ribosome; RNA binding
Source: RefSeq, a predicted model, not a curated record
AUGAGCAAAGUUAGCGCUUCUGCCGUCAGAGACAUUGUUGUCCAGAUUCAAAAUGCUUCCAAGGAGAAGCAAAGAAAGUUCACUGAAACCGUUGAACUCCAAAUUGGUUUGAAGAACUACGAUCCCCAACGUGAUAAGCGUUUCUCUGGUACCAUCAAGCUUCCCAACGUUGCUCGUCCUAACAUGACUGUUUGUGUUCUCGGUGAUGCUUUCCAUUGUGAUCAAGCCAAGGGUGCCGCCAUGGAGUUCCAAUCUGUUGAAGAUCUUAAGAAGCUCAACAAGAACAAGAAGCUCAUUAAGAAGCUCGCCAAGAAGUACGAUGCUUUCCUUGCUUCCGAAGCUCUUAUUAAGCAAAUUCCUCGUCUUUUGGGUCCUGGUCUCCACAAGGUUGGUAAGUUCCCUACCCCCGUUUCUCACAACGAUUCUUUGGUUGAUAAGGCCAACGAGCUCCGUGCCACCAUCAAGUUCCAAUUGAAGAAGGUUCUCUGUCUCGGUGUUGCUGUCGGUCACGUUGCUAUGACUGAAGAUCAAUUGAUUGCCAACAUUAUGUUGUCUGUCAACUUCCUCGUUUCCUUGUUGAAGAAGCACUGGCAAAACGUCAAGUCUUUGUACUUGAAGUCUUCCAUGGGUAAAGCUUACCGCUUGUUCUAA